GGUGAAUCUCAUUCACGUCUGUGAUGCUUCCGGCGUCGCAAUUGUUGGAGUGCGUCUUCGGAUGCAACAACCCGCACCUAUUCGCAACGUUUGGUGAAAAGACGUUUAUUCCAAUAGACCAUGGAAUUGUGGUGGUGGAAGGUGGCAAGCAGCGUCACUGGAUGCCGAUUCCUGCUGGCAAGUACCUAAUCGAUCAGGUCGUCGUCAGUACAACUGGUAUCCUCUGCAUCACCGAGAAGCGACUGCAAGUGACUCUUCAUUUCUUCGACGCCACAUCACUGCAGCCUCUAUGCGCUGUCGAAACAGACCUUCACGUCUGCCUGACGUCGGCGGUGUUCUCAGCAAAGGGUGACGAAUUAUACGUUCUCUCAACCGUACCAAACUCCGUAGUGAGUGUGUUUCGCUGCAGUGGCAACGAUGACGAUUACGGCGCAGCCGGCAAGAUUGACGUUACUCGCAACACAGCACCCUUAUCCGUCAUACCUGCCGACACGCCCGAGAAUUCCGCCAAGUUUGUGGUGCGGUACAAGGACGAGCUUCUCGGCUUCUCGCAGGUGAAUCCCGAGUUCGACUUUGACAUUUCUUUCGUGUGUGGAGCAACCACUGAUGUCGCGUGUGCAUUAGGAUCUGACUCGCUUUGCUACGUCACUUCCGAAAGAGUCCUUUGCACCUAUCUGUAUGACAGCAGAGUUCGACGCGAGAUUUGCGUGCUGCCGUGCUCCUCGCAGCCAACGGCUCUGACGGUGAAAGAUUCUACGGCUUUUAUCGGCACUAGCACAGGUCAGCUGCUCGCGGUGAAUCUGAGCAACGGGUCGCUGAUGAGCAUACCACAGCUACCGCUCGCGUCGCAAGUACUCAAACUGGAAACAACUGUUUUCAGCAAACUGCUUGUUGGUUCCAAUGAGGGUUUGUUUUCUAUCAAGCUCUCUCCUCCACAAGAUAGUGAAGACAGAACGCAGCUGGUGAAAGGAUGGCGAACAUCGACAGGCCUCAAGUGCUUGGGCACAGUUGAUGCAUCGCAGGCUGUUUGGGUUUUACGCGAUGGCAGCUUCCUUGUACAUACAAAAGAGAGUGUCAGCGAGUUUCUCACCGGAACUGUGAAGGCAGUUGCGGUUGACGCGUGUCUCUUGAACUGUGCACGCUUGCUCAUUCUGUACAACGAUGCUGUUCUGCGCUGUUUCAACAUUAAAAAUGGCGAGGAGGUGUGGAGUCACGAAUGCACGGAGUGCUCGCCGAAGUUCAUGGAGACAGAUGGUCGCGGCAAUGUUGCUUGCUGCGGCGCGGACACAAUUCGCUUUUUAUUAUGUGACGGCGAUGCGGUGGUGGACCGCGGAAUCGUGCACGCAGCGCUUCUCGCUGCAAUGAGUCUUGCGCGUUGGGUUCCCAAUGAAGCGUCUGUGUUGGCCGUCUGCGAGAAUGGCGACGUUUUCCUUGUUGAGCGACCGACGGACGGAAGCGCUGAAACCUUCCACGCUGCGGAAGCGCUUGUGAAGAACGCAUGGCGACUCGAGUUCCCCGUCACUGAUGCGCUGGUCUGCCACGUAACACCGGAUCUGAUCAACAUUUUUGCACACUCAGUGGACCACGACUCGAAGGUGUACGCCUUGGAUCGCCGGUACGAAGGCGAGACGAAAUUCGCACGGCCGCUGUUCCUUCUGGGCGACCACGUCAGCGGCGGCAGUUGUCUGAUACGUCUCAGCGAAAGCAGCAUUCUUUCGUGUGGGAGAGAUGGACACAUUGUCGCGCGUGAUUUGACGCCGUACCAAACGCAACUCCCACCCGCUCCUCCGUGGCGCGAGAAGCGCAAGCCACUCUGGGUCUGCGCCGCGCGCUCCUCGUUUCUCGGCGGCAUCGCGAGCGCUGCGGUAUUUGACAAUGGAGCAAAGUUGAUAUGCAGCGGAAACGACACAGUCCUUCACUGCUUCUCGCUUCGCGCAGACAGCACCAGUGGUGGCACGUGGGAAGAACCUGCGUGGAAACGCGGUGAAGUCGCCGGCGCAGCAGCAGACGUGGACAAGGAGGCCUCCAGCACGUUGAGUAGCGUUGCGGCUCCAGAGCGGGAGGCGCUCCACAACGACCUCACGCGCGUGCGCGAGGCCUGGGCGAAGGUGAUGCGGGAAAAGGAUGGCGAUGUACCUCUGGAGGCGCUCGUGACGGGUGAGCAGCGCGCGGCGUUCAUGGUGGAGUGUGACAAUGCCGUUCACGAGAUGCAGGAGCGGCAGUACUACCACUCCCUGUUGAACGACUACCUCCAAGACACAAUCAAGCUGCGGUGCUGCGAUUCGAUGAAGGUGCCUCGCAUGAAGGUGGUGAGCAUGAACGUCAAGGGUCUCCAGGUGCACAACUUCCACCUCCACCACACCACGUGCAAAGACGCUUCCUUGGCGCGCAAGGCGCUUUUUCUGCGGCAGCUCCAGAAGAAGAUUCAAGGCGGCCGGCGAACGUCGAUUAACGUGCGGUCGGCUCUGCAAGCCGGGCCCGCAGUGGGCGAUAGCGACCGUGCCUCCGCCGAGUACAGCGACGCCAUGGUGAACGAGGCGGAUGUCUACACGCAGUCACGGAUGGCAGUUCAGUCGCUUCUCGUCAGGGGUCGCGAACUCGUAGUGAAGGAGACCUUCAACGCACACUUCCAGGAGUUGCAAGAGGCGAAGAGAAAUCUGGUUGCGCAGAUUGAGGAGCGGACGCUGCGCUGCGUGACCAUAAGCAAGCAGCUCGGAGAACUUCCGGCGCCGCUUUACACGCCACUUAUCGAUCCGGAGGAAGACCCCGACUCCCUUUUUCGCGUGGACGACACGGAAUUGAGCUCGGAGGCGCAGGCACUCAUUGUGCCGUCCGAGGGCGUUGCAGUGGUGUCAGCGGUGAACGAGGCGGCGCUGCAUUUGUGGAUGGAUGGCCUUGAGAAGGAAAUGGAGCAUCUGGAGGUGGAUGUGCCGCUCCCCGAGUUUGCGGACGACUCGCGCGAAGCCUUCGUCCCGCCCGAGGAGCGCACAGAGGAGCAACUGCGCGCGCUCGAGGUGUACACAAAGAAACUCAAAGAGGAGCAAGAGCGGGUAAAUGCGAGGAAGGACGCACUUCGGAGCGAAUUCACGCUGCUGCAGGAGAAGAACCGUGAGGCCGCAGCCACGCUGGAUGAACAACUUAAGAGUGUGCGCCAGAGCCGCCUCAACGCGGUAGAGGAGGUUGACGAGGCGGAGCUUCAGCUGGCUCUCCUUUUUGAGCACCGACUGUGCACCUUGGCCUCGCAGAGACAGCACCGCCUCUGCAAACCCAAAGUUGAGAUGCUCCGCGACGAGAUGGUGGGUGCGCAAUCCUGGUUGACACAGCAGAAGCGCGCCUUUGCCGCAGCGCAGUCGCGUCGCAACGACGUUGAGAACCAAAUGCAUAGCUAUGCCGCUUCAACGCACGCGUCGUACCCUUUCAGCGACGGCGCGGCUGGAGAGAAGCUGCACCGCCGCUUUGUUCGUUGGCUGCGCCGCUUCGAAGACGGCAAGGCACCGCUGCCGGAUGCAAAUGUACUUAUGGCAGACUGCAAUGCCGAGCACUGGUCCGCGUUCUGUAGGCAUUGCGAGGAUGUCGCCGGCGUGCAACGUGUGUUGCGAGCCGCCGACGCGGAAGCUGAACGUGUCGCCGAGGAAGUGUCGAAGGCGCAGCAGCAUUGCGACUCUAUUGCGAAGCGCAUAGAGGCGUUAAACAGGGAAAUGCACGCCGUGCGUGACCGAUGGGUGACUGCGAACCUCGACACACACCUGCUGUGUCACCUGCAUCAAGGCCAGAUCCAAGACGAAAGAGCCACCACCUGCACCGCGUUUUCGACGUUCAAUCUGCGGUGGCGCGACGAUGUGACGCAGUACAACGACUUGAUCUUGGCCAGCGAUGCACAGAGUCGCGCGUUGCUGGAAAGGAUUUCGCAGCGUCGCAAGCUCAUGAAACGUCUGGCAUGGGAGACGGAAAAACUGCAGUACGACGCCGGGACGCGACAGAUAGAGUUGCGGCAGCUGCAUACGUUGCGUGUUACGCGUCAGAUGCAGGAGUACAUCAAUGGCGACGAAGGCCUCUCAGAAGAGGAGAAAAUUGCCAGCAUUCAGCGCCACAUGCAACUGGUUGAGGCGAACAUGGAGCGAAAGAUUGACGAUCUGAAGGCUGUCGCGAAACGCAUGAGGAUGCAAAUUGCGGAGCGCGCUACGGAGAACGUAAUUGUGGGCCGCCAGGUAGGCGAAGUGAGCAGCACCGUGCGCGACAGUGCGGCGGUGUAUCAGCUGAUCGGCACGCACGCAGAUGGCAGCAACACGUACCUUGCGCGCGCCAAAGAGAUCUUCGAAACGAGCGAGCUGGAGGAACUGGCGCGUUCACAGCAGGAGGAGCUCGUGCGGCUGAAACGUGAGGUAGAUCGGUUGCGCGAACGGACGUUUCCCUCCUUCGCCGUAGUCUCCAAGCACACACGUUAG
Leptomonas pyrrhocoris is the source of this 4445-nucleotide messenger RNA. RefSeq lists its product as hypothetical. The coding region runs from base 24 to 4445 and encodes 1473 amino acids. Gene Ontology annotation, biological process: cilium assembly. Gene Ontology annotation, cellular component: axoneme. Gene Ontology annotation, molecular function: protein binding. The record is from RefSeq and is a predicted model, not a curated record. The transcript has a single exon. Lineage: Eukaryota; Euglenozoa; Kinetoplastea; Trypanosomatida; Trypanosomatidae.